Messenger RNA from Seminavis robusta, 2143 nucleotides. The record is from the annotation of a GenBank genome assembly. NCBI's taxonomy places the organism in Eukaryota, Bacillariophyta, Bacillariophyceae, Naviculales, Naviculaceae.
CCGCCAAAUUCUUCCAUUCUCUUCCGCAGACGCGCCAGUUCAUCAUCAGUCCUCGCUCGUCCACUCACCAAACAAGCAUUCACUCAAAAUUUCGCACUCAAACGCCCACUGCCUCACAAACUGACCGUCCAGCAGGCCAACAAAUAGUUGCACUUGCCCCAACAUCAAGCAUCCUGUUAUCAAGAGCACAUGACCCCAGCGGCUAGCAUUCUUCGACGAAAGACGGACAUGACAUCCUGACAGAGUUUCAGAGCGCUACGACACCGUUUCUUUGACUUCAUACUUCCUGAUUGAUAGAUUAGCAUUUCUUGUACCGAUACUGUACAAGCCUCCACGUAGAAUACACUGUAUACCACUCUGAAAGACUGUACCCACAACAUACACUCGGAUAGAGCACUGCCGCAUUACAUUACAACCCAACAAAGCACAACAAAGCACAACACUUCAAGCAAUCACACCACAACAAGCAAACAUGGGAAUGCGAGACGUGCUCCAGAACCUCUUCCAAACCAAUCCAUCCUCCAACAACGAAAGCGACAUGAUGUUUGCCAACUUUCCAACUUCUUCCUACGGCACUGCCAAUGACGAGGAAAAGCAUCCUGUUUUGGAAGAAUCCUCCACCUACUCGACGGACAGCAGCAGCGAAGCCUCCCUCCCCGGUUCACCCCAGCGACAAGGCAAGAGCAGUAACAAGAACAAGUCUUCCUUGACCAUUUUGCAACUGGCCGUGCUCAUCUUUUACUCGGUCAGUGGAGGGCCCUUUGGCAUGGAGGAAUCCGUUCGCGCGGCAGGACCUUUCUACACCCUCUUGGGAUGUCUGGUGGCACCCCUCAUUUUUUCGGUCCCGGAAUGUCUCAUGACGGUUGAAUUGAGUUCCGGUGGAUUUGCCUCUUCGGCAGCCGGAUGUGCAUGGGUCGAAGAAGCCUUUGGGAAUACGGCGGGAUUCUUGACGGGAUAUCUGCAAUGGGUUUCGGGGGUCACGGACAAUGCCAUUUAUCCCGUGCUCUUUUUGGAAUAUCUCCUGCAAGUCUUUCCCAAUGACACUUUGCAAAGCGAUGAGGGAUCGAAUAUUACCAAGUACAUGCUCAUUACCAGUAUCAGCGUCGGAUUGUCCUAUCUCAACUGGUUGGGAUUGGAUCUAGUCGGCAACAUGUCCAUUGUCGUUUGUGGCAUUGCCAUGAGUCCCUUUGUACUCUUGAUGAUGUUUGGAGCUACCAAGGUGGAUCCAGAACUGUGGUUCCAAGUGCCAACGGAUUUUAUGGAGGAUAUCAGUAACAGCACCAUGCUGGACAACACUGUAGCUGCCGUUGCAGACGAUGAUGACAUGGACAUGGAGGGCGGAUUCUUUCCCAAUCUCGUCUUGGGCGGAGUCUUGCUCCGACCUUUCCUCAACAAUCUAUUUUGGAAUUUCAACUCGUUUGACAAUGCCGGGUCCUUUGCCGAGGAUGUGCGCGAACCUUCUCGGGUCGUGCCUCGUGCCAUGUUGUGGGGACUCAUCAUGGUUGUCUUGGGAUACAUUCUUCCCAUGCUCGUGGCGUUGGGGACUACCGACGCGGCACCUUCGGAAUGGGUGGAUGGAUACCUCGCCACGGUCUGCACCGAAACGGUCGGGCCCUGGCUUGGACAAUGGUUGGUCUUGGCGGCAGCAUUGAGCAAUAUCGGACUCUUCCAAGCCGAACUCUCCGCCGAUGCCUACAUGCUCAUGGGCAUGGCGGAACGAGGAUACUUACCACAAUUCUUGGCCCAACGCAACCCCAAAACAGGGACACCCACCUACUCGCUCUUUCUGGGGACCAUGGUCAUUGUCGUCAUGGGGGUCUCCAACUUGGAUUCCUUGAUUGAAAUGCUCAACUUCAACUAUGCAUUGGCACUCAUUAUGGAAUAUGCAGCCUUUUUGAAACUACGCAUCUCCAAGCCAGAUGUCGACCGUCCCUACAAGGUUCCUCUCGGUACAUUUGGUUGUGCCAUUGCCUUGAUUCCCACCAUUAUGGCUCUUGUGGCAGUGAUUGCUCUUGCCAGCUACACGACAAUCUGCGUCAAUGCCGUCACCAUUACUUUUGGAAUCCUGGCAUACACACUGACACGACGAAUGCAAGCGUCAAACCAGUAUGAACGGGUGCCAGCCAUGUCCUUUGAUGUAUGA